GGAAAUGCCAGCAGAACAGCACAUAGGAUAGAGGACAGGCGGAUUCCUCAACCCGCCAGGUUGAUUCAUCAGCUGCCAGAAGUUCAUCUUAGGGGACCUUGAAGAGAUGCCAAUUGAUAAAAUGGUGGAUCUGAGCAGCAGGCAAGUGAGACGGUUUCCUUUGUGUGUUUGUUCUUUCCGAGAGCUGGUCAAGCUGUACCUGAGCGACAACAAACUGAGCCACCUGCCGCCUGAGCUGGAACAGCUGCAGAAACUCCAGAUCCUGGCACUGGAUUUCAACAAUUUUCAUAGACUGCCUUCAGUGGUCUGCACCUUGAAAGAACUAAAUAUCCUUUAUCUGGGCAAUAACAAAUUGGGAGAUUUACCAGGAGAGCUGCGUCAGCUGAAAAACCUCAAGACACUAUGGAUCGAGUCUAACCGCCUGUACCACUUCCCCAACGUGGUUUGUGAGCUGAGGUACCUCAAGACCCUGCAUGUUGGAUCCAACGCUCUGCGAUCCCUACCUGGGCAGCUUCGGCACCUUACGGAGCUGCGCACCAUUUGGCUUUCAGGCAACCAACUGGCCAGUUUCCCACCUGUGCUCCUCCACAUGCCCUUUCUGGAAGUGAUUGACGUGGAUUGCAAUGGCAUCCAAGAUUUCCCUAACCUCACGCACCUCACCAGCUUGAAGCUGGUGAUCUAUGAUCACAAUCCCUGUAGAAACGCCCCCAAGGUGGCAAAAGGGGUUAAUCGGGUCGGGAGGUGGUCCGAGGAAAGUCCCGAGCCAAGGAAGCGAUCUGGUAUGGAAAGGGACAGAAGGUCUGAGGAUAUCGAUGCUCUUCUCCCUCCUCCUCCUCAAUCUCUCAGACGGUCCAAGUAAGGAGCAACGGAAGAUACCUCAGGUACCAAAGGUCACAGAACUGGUGGUGUGUCAUUGAGUCUCCCUCAACCAGUCUGUAGAGCACCAGUCAAAGACUAUGCAUUUAAAAUAGGAGAGUGGGUUUUGCUUUUGCGAACAAAAAUCUUGCACAGAAGUAGUACAUGCAUGAUUUCACAAAUAUGUUUACAUAUUGUUUUGUUAGUAAUUGGAUCACUGUCUCAGUGACAAGAAAAACUUCAAAGCACACAACACAACAAUCAGCUGGCAGGGGUAACUUAUUUCGGUACUUCCCAUUUCUUUAAAAAUCCAAAUGCAGGAGCAAAGUCAUGUUAACAAGAGUCAGUAGGGAGAAACCCAUCAAAUAUGGAAAAGGUCUUGAAGUCCCACUGCCUUGCUAUGUGAAAAGAAAUCUAAAGCAGUAAAAUUAGAAGAGAGAGCCAGUGUAGUGUUGUGAUUUGAAUGUUAGACUAAGACAUUGGGAGACAAAGAAUGGAAUCCUGAUUUGGCAAGUAACACUCCCUCAAUUUCAGAAUAAAGCAACACCCCCCCCCCCCAAUGAACAAAUCCUGCCAAGAAAUUUCUGUGGUAGAUACAACAAGCACUAGAACUGUCUCAUCAUGGUUUUAACAGUUCAUUCUGUAACUGUACCUAGUGAUUUUAAGUAGAAAACACAUUUGUUUGCUCACACACUUUUAAAUUUAAAUGAGAUUUUUGGAUUGGGGAGGCGAUGGGCUCAGGUACUGUUAUUCACAAAAGGUAUCAAAGAAUAUAAGCAAAACAUCCAUGUGCUGAAGCAUCAAACUGAAUCUUAAUCCAGAUAAAAUAAAGGUGAUCCUGAUCAAGUGAAAGACAGAUCAGGGAAUAUUCAGCCAAGGCUGAAUCCUAUACUCUCCCUGACGAUGCAGAUUCACAGCUUAGGUUUUCACAUGGAUCUCUCUGAGCCUGGAAGCCCAGGUUUCAGCAACAGCUAGGAGUGCACUUGCAGUUAAAGCUUGUGUGCCAACUGAGCCUGUUCCUCGAGAUGUGUUAUCUAGCCAUCAUGUACCUUAGUUACACCAUAUUGUGCUCUAUGUGGGGCUGCCUUUAAAUGUUUGUAAACUUCAAUUGGUCCAGAAAGCCACGGCCAAAUUGCUAGAGCUGGAGACUGGGAUCACAUGACUCCCUUGUUGCAACAACUCCACUGACUGCCAGUCUCCAGGCCCAACUCAAAAGUGCCGAUGAUGAUAUUUAAAACCAUACCUAGCUUGUUUGAAGGACCAUACUCAUAUCUCACAAACCAGCAUAUUAUUUGAUAUUUGCCAAGGGGUUUUUCUCUCUGCCCCACCACCUUCAGUUACAUCUGGUGAGGAAACAGGAGAGGGUCUUCUCAAUGGCUGCCCCUUGGCUCUGGAGUUUGCUUCUGAAGUUAGGUGACACUCUCUUCUUUUGUUAAGCAAGCAAAAACCUCUUUAUUCAGACAAACAUUUGACGAGUGGCAAUAUAAGCCCUGUAUUACACAAUUAGCUGGAUAUUGCUAAUCGUUGUGCUGGUGAAUGUAUGUGUGUGUUUAAUGAUGUAUGUUUUAAUCUGGUUUUAAUUUUUUUUUCUUGUUUGAUAUUUUUAUGUUGAGGAUUUUUUAACAUCUUUAAAAAUGUUUUAAGCCAUUUUGGGUCCCAACUUGGGGAAAAGGAGAGGCAGAGAAGAUAACAAAAAGCAUCACUCCUUUUCUUUUGGGUAACUAAGUUUUGGUGGAGGUUUCUUGACAGAAUUGUUGCUUCUCCCAUGAAGCUAUAGUUCAGAUAAGCCUUUGGGGAGGUAAACUGGUAAAAAAAGCAGUGUAUAUACAAUCUUAGACUUGUUUCCAUAUAACUCCGUAGUUCCUCAUACAUAUGAAUAGUAACCAAAUGUCUUUUUCUAUAGUCGAUGGAAGAUAUAUAAAGGAAUUAAAAGCUGUUGGUUGAAAUCACAAGCUUACUGGGAGACAUUUAAAUCAUGUAUAUGCAAUCACCUCUAUGUACCAGCUUCAUCUAUUCAGACUGCUGCUGUAUGCUUGCCAGGUAAUAGAAGACACUAGUUCAACUAGUUCUACAGGUGAAUCUGGUUAUCUAUUUGCUAAGUAAGUUCUGCAGAGUCUCCUAGUUUGAUUAUUUCUCAUCCUCUCAACACUACUGUGUCAAACCAUCAGUUGGGAUCUACCAGACAGACACAGUUGGCAAUUCCAUUUAUGUUAGGGUGGCAACCAUGGCCUACACAUUUUCAGUAAUAGCUUCCUGGAAUUUUCUUCUUGCAAAGAUACCUAUUAGCAUAGAAAGCCACUUUAUACCAAAAGCAUUUAUACAUUUAGUAAGUUCAUGGAUAGGAACUCUGAAAGUUUUUAAUCAAAAUGAUUCCCCAACCAUAGCCUGAACCUAGAAUCUUUUCUAUGAUCCUAUACAAUUUUCAGAGGCAUUGCGAAGGUAUUCCUGUAUUGUCAAACAAUGUAGCUAAUUUGAUAUUAUGCAUGAAUUAUUUUGAUAGUGUUAUUAUUCUUUUUUAUUGUGAACUGUUGUUGUUGUGCACCUGAAAAAGCAGUAUAAUAAUGUAGCAAAUAUGUAGUUGCCAUUCAACCUCACAGGGAGCCCCCAGUGGCAGAGUGGAUUAAAGCCUUGUGACUUGAAGGUUGGGUUGCUGCCAGUGUCCUGUAUAUUUUAACUGCUAAAAUAAAGUACAGACUACACUGUAGUAAGUGGUCUGUGGUUUGCUCUCCUCCACACAUAGAAUAAAUAGUGUCCCUACUUCACGGCUUUUCACCUAUUGUGGGUGGUCCUGGAAUGUAACCCCCGCAAUAAGUGAGGGAAUACUGUAUUCUGCUACUCCAUCUAUUGCUACUUUUUAUUUUCAUUUUUGCUUACAAAUGCAGGUUCUGAAAGUCAAUAUUUAUUUGGAAACUGAAGCAUUCACUGAUUAGACUGCUCUUCAUAAUGUAAACAGGGAUGAACACUGUAUGUGAUGGCAAACAAGAAGGGUAGUUAAUGUUGAUUUUCCCCUUAGUUUUUGCCCAAGUAGACAGAGUUGAAAUAUGUGCAAAGAGGAAAUAUAAGGGCAUUUUUAAUUCCGACUACAUCAAGCAUUUUAUAUCAUUUUCUUUAAACGGCACUGUGUGCUAUUUUUUCACUAGCUGUCCCAAGUUACUUCAUGAAUCUGAAAAAGCUGACAAAAGCUUCAAAAUCCUGUACCAAAACACCUUAACAUUCAAACUAUCACAAACUAAUCAUUUUCUGUAACGCAUAUACCAUCUGCUAUUUUCAGAAUUCUGAAGCCAAUUAACUGAUGUUUCCCUCCACCCCCUUGAAUCAGCUAGGUCUCAAACUAAUUCGUCUUUGUUGUGAUCCAGUAUGAGUCAAAAUAGUUAAAAUAUUAAUUAAAAGACAGUGCUAAAGGAUCAAACUUUGUAAAUGCCAGCAUGAAACUCUGUUCAUGUAAUGCCAAUUGUUCAUAUUCUUUGAUUUCUUUUCUUAACAUUUCAGUUAAUAAUAUUUUGACACAUUUUAAGGAAAAGCACUACUUCCACUGUAGCAUAUAUUUGAACCUUUUAUUACAGAGUACUACGCAAAGAGGAUGGAGAGGAAUACUGACGUUAUACAAUUGAGAACAAAUUGGUCUUUGAAAAACAAUAUAAGUUAAACUAAAAGACUAAUUGCAUGUCAGUGCUAGAUAUGACAGCCCUUUACUCUGUAAUUGUUACAAGCAAAGUAACGUCUUGCAAACUGCUGGUCCAUGUGUUCAUGUUGGCGACAGAUGACUCAACAUGGGUAACGAUCUGGGACUCGUUUCCUGGAAAAACAGAAUUUAAUUAGAGAACAGAAUGUAAACUCAAAGGUGUAGGUUACAUUUUUAGAAUUAAUCUAAAGCUGUUUAUUUAUAAGGACAGUAGAGUCUCACUUAUCCAACAUUUGCUUACCCAACAUUCUGGAUUAUCCAACACAGUCUGCCUCCCACCCAGAUCCACAGCUGUUUCUCUAGGCAGCAAGGACUGAACUUUUAAUGUAUUUAAUUUCCGACAAUGUUGUUACUCUAAGUUCAUUUUAUGCAAUUCUAUCUUUAUUUGUAGUCAAUUUGUUAGUAGCCAAUAUUUUGUAGUCGUUUUCAAUACAUUGCAAUGUUUUGGUGCUAAAUUCGUAAAUAUAGUAAUUACUACAUAAUGCUACUGUGUAUUGAACUGCUUUUUCUGUCAGUCUGUUGUAAAACAUGAUUUUUGGUGCUUAAUUUGUAAAAUUAUAACAUCAUUUAAUGUUUUAAUAGGCUUUUCCUUAAUCCCUCCUUAUUAUCCAACAUAUUCGCUUAUCCAACGUUCUGCCAGCCCGUUUAUGUUGGAUAAGUAAGACUCUACUGUAGGUUAAUAAAGGCCAAAAAUUUCAUAUACACAUUUAAACUACAAUUGACGUAUGAUAUUUUAAGUACACAAAUCAAAUCUGGCAAAGGAUUGUGUGCUUGACCAAAUUCUUCUAAGAAGUAGGAAAGGACUGUUUUACCUUGGAGCUGCUUUAAUAAUAUCGUCAACACGGAGAAUAACUUCUGCAGCCUCAGCAGCACUAAGCAAAACUUGCCGUUUCACUUGAAAGCUUUCAACAACUCCCAGACUUGCCAUGUCGCCAAUGGCACCCUCUCUCAUGUCUCGAGGAGAUUAAAUAAAACAAAGGGGAAAAAUCAUGUCAUUAAAAAUGUAUUGGUACAAAUCUUAUUUGAAGUGUUAUUUUGUGUUUUCUAACUCUCUACAAAGUGAGGUCAUUAUUAAUAAAACUCUACAUAUUAUGCAAUUAACUUUAGCACAAAUAGUCCAAGAGACUUAGACCUACUUUUCCAUAUUACUUGCUCUUUAUAAUAAUUACCCUCCCGACUUUUGUAGUUAAUGACAUUCCAAACACAGUGGCAAAUUUCUGAAUUAUGGUUUAAUUUUAAUUCUAUUGUUUUAAUUUCAAUGCUGCUGUUGAUCAGCAUAACAAACAACACAAUCAGAUGUUAAUAGAGCUAAUAUCUAUUCAAAGAGGAAUAACUGAACUCAGACUUGUGAAACAGAUAUUCAAAAUCAAAGACAGGACUGCUUUGGAGAACAUGAUAUAAAAAAGCCUAAAAAAGUAUUUUACAGCAUCAAAACAUGGCUCACAGUCCUUUCAGACAAAUCUCAGUGCCUAUUUUCACCACAUUUGCCUUUCAACAGACUCAUUUUAACACCAGAAAUGGCCAAUGUACUCUAAGUCACUCAAAAAUUUAACUCAAAUUUUGAUACAACACUCCUGCAUCAAGUCAUAGAAAUACAGCCUUUUAAAAAGCAAAACAAACAAUAUGUAAAACUCACCAAGUCCACAUGUAGCUUUCCCUUCAAUAUGAGCAGCUCGAAGUUGGGAAACUAGAUCCGCACUGUCAUAGCCAGCAUUAUCUGCAAUGAUGGUGGGAAGCUAACAAAAGGAACAGUUUGUUAGAAUAUGCUGAAAGGAGAAAAACGUCAUGUUGCUGGUCAAUUACAAAAAAACGAUAUAUAUAGCAUACUAUAUGGACUAUUUUUUAUUGAUUAUUUUGAAUCCCAGACAUUAGCUCAGCUUCUCUGGCAGUUGUAUUUAUUUACAAGUUCAAAUUUGGUCCUUAAGAUAUGUUAUCUUAAAAUGAAAAUCCAUUAUAGGAAACACGAAAAUAAAAAAGAUUACUAAGUGGUUGCAUCUAUGAAUAUAUGAUCCAACAAAAUGAACAUUUUUCUGGUUUGAAAUCUGAAAAUCAAUGGCAAUUAAUUCCCCAGUUCUUCUGUUGUGCACACAAAUCACUGAAAUUCUUCAUAAAAUGUUUGCAAUACCAAUGAAUCCUGAGGCAUGUGUACAUACUCCCAGUAGAUGUAUUCUUAGUACGGAACCCAAUUCUUUUUAUUACCAUAUAUAUUGUCACUAAAUUUAUAACAUAUCUAUGAAUGAUUACAUAAUUCAUUGAAAGCAUUACAAAAUACAGUCCUGAUAGAAACACACAAUUUACAAAAUAGACACAAAUUUCAUGGAAUGCAGAAUAUCAACUUAUUAAACAUAAUGAUUUUAAAGUCUUAUGUAUGUUUACUAAGCAUAUACAUUCUAGUAGCCACUGUGGGCCAGGUAAUAUACAAACUGUUAAAUCAAUCAAUCAAUAAGAGUUAAAGGUAGAUUAACUGAUUAGCUGACACCCACAGAUUUUUUUUUUCUUAUAUGCUUGAGACAAAUGAUAGGAGUAAGAAGUGGGAAAAGUCAGAUACAUGUUGCAUUGUGUAUUUUGGACUGCAUUUUAGAAUUGUUUUAAAGAAUGCGAUUUAAAGGGUUAGCCAAACUAAAGUAAACAUUGUGAAAAGUCUGCAGAAAGGUAAUGAAUUAUUAAACUAGACUCAGUCCUGCAGACUUACAUUCUCUGUUUUGCAAACAAUAGCCAGAGGAAAUAAACAAGUUCCUAACUCA
Messenger RNA from Anolis carolinensis (green anole), 7281 nucleotides. RefSeq names its product leucine rich repeat containing 10 (gene lrrc10). Gene Ontology annotation, molecular function: protein binding. NCBI's taxonomy places the organism in Eukaryota, Metazoa, Chordata, Lepidosauria, Squamata, Anolidae. The transcript has 2 exons. Gene Ontology annotation, biological process: signal transduction. Bases 107 to 859 code for a protein of 250 amino acids. The record is from RefSeq and is a predicted model, not a curated record.